This is a messenger RNA of Tarenaya hassleriana, 2322 nucleotides long. Its product is annotated as heat stress transcription factor A-4a. The record is from RefSeq and is a predicted model, not a curated record. Gene Ontology annotation, molecular function: RNA polymerase II cis-regulatory region sequence-specific DNA binding; DNA-binding transcription factor activity. Gene Ontology annotation, biological process: regulation of transcription by RNA polymerase II. Lineage: Eukaryota; Viridiplantae; Streptophyta; Magnoliopsida; Brassicales; Cleomaceae. The coding region runs from base 783 to 1991 and encodes 402 amino acids. Gene Ontology annotation, cellular component: nucleus. The transcript is spliced from 2 exons.
AAAAAAAAUCCAAUCUUGCCUUUAUACAACUGUGCAAGGAUCUAAAUCUAAUUACGCGCUUCAAGGCUUGGAAGCAAAACAAGAAUCCCCAGAAAUGGUCGGAGAUCAAGCUCUGUUCUUGGCCUCCUGUUCACGAUUCCGAUAACUUUUGCUUAAUCCUUGUUGGUAAGCGCUUAAUCUUCAAUCAAACUGCACUUGUGCGGUCCUUCCGACACCGGGUCAAUCGAGUCGUUUACUUUUCCUGGUCUUUCCCCCAGUUUGAUAAUUCUGCUUCUGUAGCAGCAGGACAAACAAUAUCAUUGAUUGCUUUGAAUUCUCCGUUGUCUUCUUUCUGUUUCGGUGGGAUAAAUGGGAAAAGGGCAUCGCCCUCGUGGAAUUUGGGAAGAAAAAUUUGUGGGUUUUGGGUUAGGGUUUUUUGCGGGGCCUAAAGUUCGAAGCUUUUUUUUUUGUGGGUUUGAUCGGUAUCACGUUCAGACAAUGCGGGGUUUAGGUGGAAUCUUUAGUUGAGAGUUCUGGGUUUUCUGAAUAGGUUUUCUCGGGAUCGAUUCAAGCUCCUGAAUACGAAUUCCUCGAAUUCUGAACUGUAAGUUCCUGAUAUUGGAAUCGUCGAAUCGAAGGGAUCAUUCUGGUUGAAGUUUCUUCCCCUGGUUCCGUGGUAUUUUGUUAAAGCUGAUCGAGGAGUCAACUCAAAUACCAUCUUUAGGGUUUGAUUCAAGCUUUUGCAAUACCCUUGCUAGGGUUCUUGAGGAAUUUCCUGAGAGUAGAUUUGAAGUUUUUAAGGUAUGGAUGAGAAUCAAGGAGGUUCGAGCUCACUUCCUCCAUUCCUUGCUAAAACAUAUGAGAUGGUGGAUGAUCCUUCUACUGAUUCGAUCGUCUCGUGGAGCCAUGGCAACAAAAGUUUUAUCGUUUGGAACCCACCCGAGUUUUCCAGAGAUCUCCUCCCGAGAUUCUUCAAGCACAACAAUUUCUCCAGCUUCAUCCGCCAGCUUAAUACUUAUGGUUUUAGAAAAAUCGACCCCGAGAAAUGGGAAUUCGCCAACGACGGUUUUGUAAGGGGGCAGCCUCACCUUUUGAAGAACAUUCACAGGCGAAAACCAGUUCACAGCCACUCCUUGCAGAAUCUGCAGGGGCAAAAUACUCUGACAGAGUCGGAGCGUCAGAUCAUGAAGGAUCAAAUCGAGAGACUGGAAAAAGAGAACGAGGGCUUACUUGCCGAGUUACAUAAGAAGGAGCAGGAACGAAAAGGCUUCGAGCUGCAAGUGAACCUCAUGAAGGACCGGUUGCAACAUAUGGAGCAACGACAGAAAUCAAUGGUCUCGUUUGUUUCUCAGGUUUUGCAGAAACCGGGGCUUGCCUUGAAUCUUUCACCAAAUUUCGAAACAAACGAUAGAAAAAGAAGGUUUCCCGGGAUUGGGUACUUGCACGAUGAACCAGGGAAGGAAGAGAACCAAGCAUGUACUGCUCAAAGAACUGGCAGAGAAAAUUCUCCUCCCAGCCCAUUGCACGCCGAACAGGUUGAGCAGCUAGAUUCAUCUCUAGCCCUUUGGGAGAAUCUUGUAUCAGAUGUCGGUGAUAGUCUCGUCCGGUCAAGCAUGGACCUUGAGGUUGAUGAAUCCGCUAGUUGUGCAGAAAGCCCGUCUAUAUCUUGCUUAGCCGUAAACGUCGAAUCCCGUUCGAAAUCUCCGAGAUCUCCAAGGAUUAUUGACAUGAACUCCGAGCCCAUUUCUUCUAAAGAACAGCCGGCUGGUAACACCACGGCUCCUCCACCCUCCGGGGUGAAUGAUGUCUUCUGGGAGCAGUUUCUGACAGAGAACCCGGGUUCAAACGGGCAUCAUCAGGAAGCUCAGUCAGAGAGGAAAGACGCCGUGGAAGCAAAGAAGGUCGAGAAUGAUGGUAAGACGGGCGAUGGCGGGAAGUUUUGGUGGAAUUCAGGGAAUGUAAAUACACUUACAGAACAGAUGGGGCAUCUCACUUCUGCAGAGAGAAUCUGAUAUUAGCUUCUUUACCACAAGAAUAGGACACUUAGGUACGAUUCUUACCUUACAUCCAUUGUAAAAUAGGUUUGUAGUUUAUCGUUUUUCAGACACAUGCUGGUCUAGUUCUCGCUCUACUAUAGGAGACGGUGUUACAUAAUCAUGUAUCAGGCGUGAUCUAGAUUGAUCUUCACUCACGGUGAUGUACUUUCCUUGUUUGUGAUUCGGUUGAAAGGCAGUUUCUUUAGUUCUGGGUAUUGCGAGUAUUGUACAUCCAUUGUACUGCAAUGUCUUCUUGCUUAAACAUCGACUAAGAACACCGUGGAAUCGCCAUUGUUUUCUUCUGUGA